This is a messenger RNA of Poecilia latipinna (sailfin molly), 1006 nucleotides long. RefSeq names its product gastrula zinc finger protein XlCGF8.2DB-like. Bases 13 to 996 code for a protein of 327 amino acids. The record is from RefSeq and is a predicted model, not a curated record. The transcript has a single exon. NCBI's taxonomy places the organism in Eukaryota, Metazoa, Chordata, Actinopteri, Cyprinodontiformes, Poeciliidae.
ACCCAGAGAGGAAUGUCUUUAUCUCCAACAUCAGAGGGAGAAGAAGAGCUGAGCACUGAGAAAGAACAUCAGAAGGUGCCUUCUUGUGAAAUAUGUGGAAAACGUUUCAUUCAGCAGAGGUACUUGGCUGAUCACAUAAUUAUUCACACGGGUGCAAAACCGUUCCGGUGUGGGACUUGUGGAAAAUGGUUCACCAGGAAAACUACCUUGAAUUUUCACAUGAGAAUCCACACCGGUGAGAAGCCAUAUACCUGUGAAGUCUGCAGUAAGUCGUUCAGCUACAGCAGUGGUUUGGUUCGUCACCUGAGAAUCCACACGGGUGAGAGGCCGUUUUUGUGUCAGACCUGUGGAAAAAGCUUCGCCGAUGGAGGUAGCCUAAGCACUCACAUCAAAGUUCAUCUGGUAGAGAAACCAUUUCCAUGUAGAUCUUGUGAUAAAUCUUUCAGAAACAGCCGAGAUCUGGUUCGUCACUCCACACUCCACACAGGCGAGAAACCGUUCUCGUGUGGAUUGUGCGGAAAGAGCUACCCAAGUAGAGGCAGCCUGAAAACACACUCCAAAGUCCACAUGCAUCAGAAGCCAUUUGUGUGUGAGCUGUGUGCUAAAACUUUCACAAACAGGACUAACUUGGUCCGCCACAGGAGGACUCACACAGGCGAGAAACCGUUUUCCUGUACAGCAUGUGGUAAAUUUUUUAGUGACAAGAGCACUCUAAUUAGACAUGUGAGAAGUCACACAGGCGAGAAGCCAUUUUCCUGUAAUUUUUGUGAAGUGUCUUUUACGGACAACAGUCAACUGACCCGUCACCUGAGGACCCACACAGGAGAGAAACCAUUCUCGUGUGUGACCUGUGGGAAGAAGUUCUCCAAACCGUACAGUCUGACUAUGCACUUCCAGACUCAUACAGGCGAAAAGCCGUUCUCCUGUCAACAGUGCGGUAAAUUAUUCACUGCCAGAUGUAAGCUGACUGCACAUAUAUGUAGAAAUAAACCUUAGAAAGAUGUUA